Molecule: messenger RNA, 1289 nt
Organism: Populus nigra (black poplar)
Lineage: Eukaryota; Viridiplantae; Streptophyta; Magnoliopsida; Malpighiales; Salicaceae
Product: probable WRKY transcription factor 11
Exons: 3
Coding region: 102-1118 (338 amino acids)
Biological process (GO): regulation of DNA-templated transcription
Molecular function (GO): sequence-specific DNA binding; DNA-binding transcription factor activity
Source: RefSeq, a predicted model, not a curated record
CUUUCCCUCACUCCCCCCUCUCUCUCUCUGAACAGCCAGGAGACCUCUCUCAUGCCCCGUUGAGCUCUCUCUGAAAAAGCCCUGAAAGAACCUGUCCAGACAUGGCGGUAGAGCUGAUGAGUUUUAACACAAAGAUGGAUGAUCAGACGGCUAUACAAGAGGCUGCGUCACAAGGAAUUAAGAGCAUGGAACACUUGAUCCGAAUCAUGUCUCACCAAAAUAACCAUCACGUUGCCGAUUGCACUGACCUUACUGAUGUAACCGUUUCCAAGUUCAAGAAAAUCAUUUCCAUCUUAAACCGAACAGGUCACGCCCGGUUCCGUCGUGGCCCGAUUCAACCCAACCAGCCGGCCAAGUCUUCGUUUUCCCUCUCUCCACCCUCCACAUCGACACAAUCACCGCAAUCACAGUCUCAGUCCCCCUCCUUCUCUCGCUUCCAAAACCUAACCCUAACUCCACAGCAAAUCACACCUCCGGUCACCGCACCGGCGGCGCCGACGAGUCUGACGCUUGAUUUCACGAAACCGAAUAUAUUUAGCUCCAAGGGCGCAGAGAUUGAGUUCUCGAAGGAUAGUUUCAGUGUCUCUUCGAACUCGGCGUCGUUUAUGUCGUCGGGGAUAACCGGAGACGGCAGCGUUUCUAAUGGAAAGCAAGGAUCGUCGAUUUUCUUAGGAUCCGCUGGCAAGCCGCCGCUCUCGACGGUGCCGUACAGCAACAAGAAGCGGUGCCAUGAGCAUCAUCAUGAUGACACUGUCUCUGGCUCCUCUAGUGGCAAGUGCCAUUGCUCUUCCAAGAGAAGGAAGAAUCGGGUGAAGAAAACAAUCAGGGUUCCAGCAAUAAGUUCAAAAAUAGCUGAUAUUCCACCAGAUGAGUAUUCUUGGAGAAAAUAUGGUCAAAAACCAAUCAAGGGAUCACCAUACCCAAGGGGAUAUUACAAGUGCAGUACAAUGAGAGGGUGCCCGGCGAGGAAACAUGUGGAGAGAGCAACAGAUGAUCCAGCCAUGUUGAUUGUAACCUACGAGGGAGAGCACUGCCAUACUCAAGGUGCAAUGGAGGGUAACAUGGCUGCCGGAACUGUUAACUUGGUGUUCGAGUCAACCAUGAUGGUAGGGGAAUAAAGGAGGAGAGAGAUUUAGGCUUUAGGAAAAGAGACAAGUUAGACUUUUGUAAUAUCAAGAUGGUUGAAUUUGGUGUCUGAUUUUGUAUAUUAAAUUUUUAUUGAUAGCGGUGGGGGGAAUCUUAAUCUCCCAAGGUGAUCUUCAAAGUAAAUCAAAAGUGUUUUUAAAUUA